Molecule: messenger RNA, 336 nt
Organism: Mucor velutinosus
Lineage: Eukaryota; Fungi; Mucoromycota; Mucoromycetes; Mucorales; Mucoraceae
Exons: 2
Coding region: 1-336 (111 amino acids)
Source: RefSeq, a predicted model, not a curated record
AUGCAAUUUGCUCAAGAAAAUCCAGGCACGGAUCAAACAAUAGUAUCAAAUGAUACUGCUGGACACCUGUCAAAUCCAGAAAAGUUAGAAUCUCACGUUGUAGAAACGGAAGACGUUGAGGAUAUUCGAGUAGCAACGAACAGUGUUGACAGCUCUGAACUGACAGCAAAGAUAGACGCCUUGGCUCCAUUUGAAAAAGAUGCAGAGAAAGCCUCGGUUCAGUUGCCUUCAGCUACGGAAGAAGAAGAAGGACCCGAUGGUGGCUAUGGAUGGUUUGUCGUCCUCGGAGCAUUUGCAGUACAGAUCACAAGCUUUGGUGUAGUUUCCAGCUGGUAA